AGGAAGGUUGACGAUGGAUGGCGACUACACUGGACAGGUCGAAGAAGACGAGUUCCGACGUGAUCCCCUCAUCCAUCAAAACUCCAGGCUCUACAUAUCGCAUGUCUUCGUCCACGAGGACUUCUAACGCAGAUCUGUCACCUCGUGGAUCGUCCUUUGCUUAUUCGUCGGCGGCAGCUUCUAGUUCCAAUGGUAACAACAGUUACAACAAGGAUUCGUGGAAAUCGUCUGUUUCUAGCCGGAGCUCACUUUCGAGCCUCCGUCAUUCCUUACCAGAAAAUCCUCAUGUUUACGAUUUCAAAGAGAUCUUCUCCGCCACAAACAAAUUUCAAUCCACAAAGUACUCUUCCUCGUCGUCUUCCGCCGCUUGGAGAUGUGUGAUUCGCGGCGACGAGGUUGUUGUAUUUCAACGGAAGUUUCGGCGUCCAAUUGAAGAGACAGAGCUUCGUGAACGGCUUCUAGUGAUUUGCAAAAGCCAUCACUCGAGUCUGAUUAAGCUUCGAGGCGCUUCCAUGUCUGGAAGCUACAUAUACUUGGUUUAUGACUAUGUUAAAGGCGCUAGCCUUGCCGAUUGCCUUAAAAACCCUAAGAACCCUAACUUCACCGUACUUUCCGAUUGGAUGUCGCGAAUUACGAUCGCCGCUGAUCUCGCUCACGGUCUCGAAUACAUUCACAACUCCACAGGGUUGGAGAAGAAAUUCAUCCACAAUCACAUAAAAAGCACCAGCAUAAUUGUAACGCAAUCGUCGUCACUGAACGCGAAAAUAUGCCAUUUCGGCACGGCGGAGCUUUGCGGAGAAACAGAUAGCAGGUCGGACUCAGAUCCAAAAAAUUCGAAUUCAAAAUUUGUGAAAUUCGAAGGUACCAGAGGCUACAUGUCGCCUGAAUUUCAGGCUACCGGCAUUGCGACGCAGAAGUCCGACGUGUACGCUUUCGGAGUUGUAAUUUUGGAGAUAUUGUCAGGCGAAGAACCGUUGAAGUACAGGCAAGAUAAGGAAACUUUCGUGAGAGUUUCAUUGAUCGAUACGACAAGAGAGGCGGUGGGCAGCGGCACCGUGAGACGGUGGAUGGAUAGGCGGCUGAAGGACUCGUACCCGGAAGAGGUGGCAGAGAAGUUGGCACGUUUGGGGCUUGAGUGUCUGGAGGAGGAACCGGAAAAGAGACCCGACAUGAGUUGGGUUGCGAGUCGGAUCUCCAAGCUGUAUUUGGACUCACAGAGUUGGACGGAGAAAAUGGGAUCGCUUCCGGCUGAUUUCACCGCCUCCUUAGCCCCCCGCUGAUCAGUCAUGAGUUUUAGUAAAUGACGUAGAAGCCCCUUUUCUUUCAUUGAAUGUUAUAACCACCCCCUGUAUUUUCUCCACUGGAGAGAGAGAACACUGUCUUGGACGGUAAAAAGUGCAAAUAUGCAGCGAUAAGAUAACACGUCAAUGUACAAAGAAAAACGUUCGAAAAUUUUGUCUGAAUCAAAUGCAUAUAGCGUUAAAAUCAAA
Cynara cardunculus var. scolymus (artichoke) is the source of this 1490-nucleotide messenger RNA. Its product is annotated as lysM domain receptor-like kinase 3. The coding region runs from base 18 to 1280 and encodes 420 amino acids. Lineage: Eukaryota; Viridiplantae; Streptophyta; Magnoliopsida; Asterales; Asteraceae. Gene Ontology annotation, molecular function: protein kinase activity; ATP binding. The transcript is spliced from 2 exons. The record is from RefSeq and is a predicted model, not a curated record. Gene Ontology annotation, biological process: protein phosphorylation.